Molecule: messenger RNA, 1445 nt
Organism: Terrapene triunguis (Three-toed box turtle)
Lineage: Eukaryota; Metazoa; Chordata; Testudines; Emydidae
Product: junctophilin-4-like
Exons: 3
Biological process (GO): regulation of synaptic plasticity
Cellular component (GO): junctional membrane complex; endoplasmic reticulum membrane; plasma membrane
Source: RefSeq, a predicted model, not a curated record
GCACCUACCAGGGCCAGUGGCAAGCCGGGAAGCGGCACGGCUACGGCGUUCGCCAGAGCGUCCCCUACCGCCAGGCUGCCUUGGUGUGCUCCCUGCGCCGCACCUCGCUGGAAUCGCUCCGCAGCGACCCUGACCCUGGCGGGCCCCCUGCUCCACUCCCUCCCCCUCCCCUGCCCCCUCCGCUGCUCCCGGGGGACAGCCCGGCCUCGGGCUCCCGGGGCGGCUUCGUGCUGGCCUUCCCCGGUGACCCGCACUUCCCCAAGGGGGCCAAGAAGAAGACGGGGGGCUUCUUCUUCCGGCGCUCCCUGCUGCUGAGCGGUCUGCGGGUGCGCCGGGCUGAGUCCAAAGCCUCUCUGGGCAGUAAGCGGGGCUCGCUGAAGAGUGAAGCCGGGGUGAGCUCGACCGGGAGCGAAGCCACCACCCUGAGCUACGCCGAGACCGAACCCCCCGAGAUGCCGUCGCGGUUGGCCAUCGAGGGCUCCUCCACUGAGGUGUACGCCGGGGAGUGGCGUGCCGACCGGCGCAGCGGCUACGGGGUCAGCCGGCGCUCCAACGGGCUGCGCUACGAAGGCGAGUGGCUGGGGAACCGGCGGCAUGGCUACGGGCGCACCACCUACCCCGACGGCACCAAGGAAGAGGGCAAGUACAAGCUCAACCGCCUGGUGAGCGGCAAGGUCAAGAACCUCAUCCCGCUCCGGCGCAGCAAGGUGAAGGAGAAGGUGGACCGGGCGGUGGAGAUGGCCCGCAGAGCCGUCAGCCUGGCCAGGCAGAAGCAGGAAAUGGCGGCCACCAGGGCGGCCGAUGCCCGGCUGAAGGCCACGGCCGCGCUGGCCUCUGCCGAGAAGGCUGUGGAGGCGGCUCGAGUGGCCAAGAUCCUGGCCCAGGAUCUUCAGCCCAUCCUGGAUGACCCUGAGCCACGGCCCCGCCUGGACUCCGAAGGCACCGACACGGACCUGUUAGAAUAUGACAGCCCGGGGGUCUACGAAAAUGGGGUCACCCCAUCCGACGUGACCCCAGACCCCAGCUACCCCCCCACCCCGCUGCAGCCCUGGAGGGGGGACCCCCGCCGGACUUGGCACCCUCUGGAGAACGGAGGACCCCCUCGAGUGCCCCCUGCGGAUGCAUCAGACCCUGAGGACGAGUGGGGGUGCCGGAGGUUCCCUGCCCGGACACCGGGGUUCCCACCCGAGGGACUGUGGGAGGGGGACGAGGCAGGGCGCCCCCUGGUGGGCACCCCACCCAGCGGCAGCUCUGGAAGCCUCCAGGAGGAAGAGGAGGAGGAGGACUAUGAGGAAGAUCUCCCCCAGCUGGAUAUUGGGGAGCCCCAGGCGGCGCCAGAGGUGGCGGGACCCCCGGGGCACUCUGGACUGGGGGCUGACAAGCUGCCUUCAGGGGUGGGGGCUGCGGCUCAGGGUGAGAAGGAGACAGGAGCAGCCGUGAGACAG